CGGUCAACCACCAAACGAAUGCCUCCUGCCCAGAUUCAUAUGAACAAGGUGGUGAACGGGUUGUGAAGAUAUCGUAAUUGACAACGACGAACGGUUUGUGUCGUCACAGCAUACUCAGUUCCAAUGCUGUUCUACUCGUUCUUCAAGACCCUUGUCGGGAAGCAAGUUACGGUUGAGCUAAAGAACGACUUGGAGAUCCGCGGUACACUCGUGUCUGUUGACCAAUUCCUGAAUAUCAAGCUGGACGAUGUACAUGUUGUGGAUGAACAAAAGUACCCGCAUAUGAUGUCCGUGAAGAACUGUUUCGUUCGGGGUUCCGUAGUGCGAUAUGUAUCUCUACCCGCCCAACAUGUGGAUACCGCACUGUUACAAGACGCAGCAAGACGAGAAGCACAGGCUGGACGAUAGCAGUACGGUAGCAUGUGGUGGGGUGUACAUAUAAUGACAACGACGAGAUGUUGCAAGUAAUGUGCUCAGGGCGUGGCAUGCGUCCCCGCAUCGUUUAAUGAAGCGGUAAUCAAACUGUGGAGGUGGAUCCGGCGGUGGAAUCGACAAGUGUUAGCCAUUACUUUUGCUCUACUGCAGAGCCAAUAUAUUACAAGGUGGCCAAAAUAUUGGUCACGCUACUUUGCCGCCG
Spizellomyces punctatus DAOM BR117 is the source of this 637-nucleotide messenger RNA. RefSeq names its product U6 snRNA-associated Sm-like protein LSm2. The transcript is spliced from 4 exons. The record is from RefSeq and is a predicted model, not a curated record. Gene Ontology annotation, biological process: mRNA splicing, via spliceosome. Gene Ontology annotation, molecular function: RNA binding. Gene Ontology annotation, cellular component: U4/U6 x U5 tri-snRNP complex; P-body; catalytic step 2 spliceosome. Bases 124 to 408 code for a protein of 94 amino acids. NCBI's taxonomy places the organism in Eukaryota, Fungi, Chytridiomycota, Chytridiomycetes, Spizellomycetales, Spizellomycetaceae.